AUGUGCCAAAUAAGUGGCGUCAAGAAGCUCACGCACAGCUCCAGCCUGACCAACUCUACGAUACCUCGUUUCGGAGUCAAGACUGACCAGGAGGAGCCUCUUGGGAAGGAAUUGGAUAAUCUAAACAAGUGGGGCCUUAAUAUCUUCAGAGUAGCGGAAUAUUCCAAUAACCGUCCGCUGAGCUGUAUAAUGUACACCAUAUUCCAGGAGAGAGAGCUUUGUAAGACCUUCAAGAUUCCCGUGGACACGUUAAUCACUUACUUGAUGACCCUAGAAGACCAUUACCAUGCGGAUGUGGCCUACCACAACAGCUUGCAUGCCGCCGAUGUCACACAGUCCACACAUGUCCUCCUCUCCACGCCGGCAUUAGAUGCCGUGUUUACAGAUCUGGAGAUCCUAGCAGCAUUGUUUGCAGCUGCCAUCCAUGAUGUGGACCAUCCCGGAGUUUCCAAUCAGUUUCUUAUUAAUACAAAUUCAGAACUGGCGCUAAUGUACAACGAUGAGUCCGUGUUGGAGAAUCAUCACCUGGCUGUGGGGUUCAAGCUACUUCAAGAGGAGAACUGCGACAUCUUCCAAAACCUGACCAAACGCCAGCGGCAAACGAUGAGGAAGAUGGUGAUAGAUAUGGUUCUAGCCACUGACAUGUCCAAACACAUGAGCCUGUUGGCUGACCUAAAGACCAUGGUGGAGACCAAAAAGGUGACCAGUUCUGGUGUCUUGUUGCUGGAUAACUACACAGACAGGAUACAGGUUCUUCGCAACAUGGUGCACUGUGCGGAUCUCAGCAACCCAACCAAACCACUGGAGUUGUACCGUCAAUGGACUGACCGCAUCUUGGAGGAGUUCUUCAGACAGGGAGACAAGGAGAGGGAGAGAGGGAUGGAGAUAAGCCCUAUGUGUGACAAGCACACUGCCUCUGUUGAGAAAUCACAGGUUGGCUUUAUUGAUUACAUUGUCCAUCCGUUGUGGGAGACCUGGGCGGAUCUAGUUCACCCUGAUGCUCAGGAAAUCCUGGACACCUUGGAGGACAACCGGGAUUGGUACCAAGGCAUGAUCCCUCAAAGCCCGUCUCCGCCACCAGAUGAUCCAGACAAAGACGAGGAGACCGGUAUGGAAAAGUUUCAGUUUGAAUUGACACUGGAGGAAGAAACUGAGGAAUCUGACAAGGACCGGAACAGCGGCAUCGAGGAAGAGGAGGGCUGUGCGCUCCAAACACCCGAGAUCCAAGAACCUGAGCUGGACAUUGAAGAAGACCCCACAACACAGGAAGAGCCACCAGUACAGACUGACGAUCAAUCAAAUGACACAUCUUCUGCGGAAUCCUGA
This is a messenger RNA of Staurois parvus, 1326 nucleotides long. The record is from the annotation of a GenBank genome assembly. NCBI's taxonomy places the organism in Eukaryota, Metazoa, Chordata, Amphibia, Anura, Ranidae.